AUGCCAAAGAUGAUAUCCAUCCUAGUAUGCGUCGUCUUCGCAUCACCGGUUCUGGCAGCUGAUGCAUGGGAUGAUUUCUACAACAAUUUUGCGACGGACUUGACACCUCUGUUGGCACUUUUCGGAGAGCAAGUGACUAAGCAGUUUCUGAGUGAAUCGACGUCUAUUCUCGACCUCAUUAUCUUCGCUGUUGCCCCCCUAGGGAUCUUGACCGCUGUGGUAUCCGUGAUCCGCGUUUGCGGCAGCCCAUCACUCAGGGCGUUCAUCGGAAGGGCACAGGAGGGUCAAGGAACAGCAGAGGUGGAGCUUUGCUCCUCCACUAGCAAUGAUGUGUGCGAACUCUGGCAGCGUGGCGGAAUUGCUCGCGUUUUUGGCAAGCCGAAGAUUCUCGAGAUUGUGUAUGACCGAAACAGGGGAAAGUUUUACGACGAGAGUGACCCUCCAAGUGCUCACAUUUUCCGCUCGAGCGAAUAUUUCCAACAAAAUGAUAUCGAAGACGAUGGCAAACCCGACGGGACGUUAGGCUUUCGUGAGCGCCUUGUCGCUGACGAGCGUCAAACUACCGGCUUCGCACCUAACCCGAAUCUGUCCCUAAAUCUGGGCAUCAAAAAGCCAUCCAGGCUCUGGCUUCUGACGGCAGCAUUUACCGGAUGUGUACUACAGGCUGCAGUGCUUGUAUUCGCUGUUUGGGUAACUUACUAUGCCAAAAUUAAGAAAGACGAGCGGCCUAUACCUACUUGGGCUUUUCCUAUAACCUCUAUCGGGACCCUGUUGCUGAUUAUAGGCAUGUUUUUAUGUGCUUGGCUUAUUGAAACCACCACCGCAGAACGUUUUUUUAAGGGAAAAGUCCAGAUGUUCUGGCUGCAGGGCAGUCAGCGUAUCGGCGAUCAAGUUUUCGAUGCAUUCGCCCAUUCGGCAAAUUUGGACGAAUAUGUGACUUCGUGGAAAAUUGAGGGGCCCAUUUCCAAAAUUCGGGAGCAGCUCGUAUGGAUUGCUGUCGGGAGCGCAUUGGUUGGUUUUAUUCUUCAGUUUGUCGGUUUGCGAGGCCUUCACUCGUUCGUCUCAUUGUUUCAACUUGGAAUUACAGUGGUUAUGGCCAUAGUCCGAGCAGCUCUCCGGUCUCGACGCUUAGGGGAGGGGAAAAACGAAUUGCGGGACCUCAACAUUUGCCUCGACGGAUACGAAUUGGAUUGGUUUGCGCAUAUGAUUGAAUCGGGAAAUAAUCCUCAGCGGUCCAUAGAGGAUACGUGGGAAGUUCAACCAAACGUUCCCCAGUGCUCUAACGAUGACCCUGGCAAAGACAAGCUCCAAAUUGAAGGAUUUUACGGUGUCCAAUCGGAUAGUGUGUCUUUAACCACGGCCUGGAUAUCCGAGCUUGAGUCGGAUGAUUUGCAAGACCUUGGACAUCCACACGUUGCUGCGAGGAUUAUGUAUUACAGGGCCCGACUUUCCCGCCUAGCUGAUCACACGAUACCCAAUCUGUCCCAAGAUUGGCAUGCAGAAGUUCAGGAAUGUGCAGGACGUUUACAAAACGCCCUUGAAAAUGCAGCAGAAGUAAUUUUCUCCGGGGAUAUCAAACUGAAAAGUGGCUGGGAUGAUAUUUCUGCGAUAUUUUGGAGAGUCGGUGUUGCUACUGAAAAUCCCGAUGAAGGGGUUCGACCGAUACAUAUCACCCUCCGACAAAGAGCUGAGUUGGACCUGGUGGCAUGGGUCUCGAGUUCCCUCAGGGACAAAUAUAGCGUGUGGGGGUAUUAUGAUCCAAAGUGCAGCGCAUCCCCAGGCGAUGCAAAACAUCCACCGAUUCUAUCUGUGCCACUAUAUAUCCAGCAGUCUAAAACGCUCAACGAUGCUGGUACCCGGACUCCAAACUGUGAUACCCAGGUUCUUUACCUUCCAUCAAUUGCUGCGUUGACGGAGAUGUGUGCUCAGGAUAUCUUCACCAGCUUUAUCAGUCGAGCAGCGGGCAUUAUUGAAACCCUUUUAGAUUUUAAUGCUUUAGAAGACGGUGGAUGUGAAAUAAUCGGUUUGUCUGAUACCAUAGAUAGCUUUCGCCUCUCUAAUGGACAUGUCCAUGCACUUACAAAAGUCUUCAACGAUGCCGAGUUGGGGUCAUGGGAAGAAGGCAUAAUGUCUGUGCUUCCAGCGUUUCAAGCGCAGUCCUUGCUUACAAUACCGGAAACUAUUAAGACUAGGGCCUUAGAGCUGGCUCGCCAAGCGAGGCAAAAGGAGCAUUUCGUCAAAGCAGAGGACUUGCUUCGGUGGAUCUACCUUCACACGGAGGACAUAACAUCACCCAUCCUGGAACAAGUAGCAAAGGAACUAGGAGAGCUCUACCGCCGUGCGCUAAUGAACAGCGAUAUCCAGCUCCGAAAAUUUGGCUACGAGGGUAUCCUUCAUCGAUUGGGAUCGUUCCAAGAUUCCAGGUAUAACAAGAUAAACCAAACCUACCUUUGGGUUGCUACUCAGAUAUCUGCAAUAAAGGGGGACACGGAACAUGUCAACGCUCUUACACAAAAGUUGGAGCGCGAUUUGGUUGACGGGAUCGAGAAUAUGAGUGUGUCCGCGGCAUUCAAAGCUGAGCCUUUCUAUCCGAUAUGCUUGGUCAUUGCAGAAAGGUGGCAGAAAGAGGUUUGCAGUCAGGACUCCGGUUUAGCCGCGCCUCCAUUAUGUCUUGCGGUGCAAAGGAAAUGCAGAGAAUUGAUAGAAGAUCUGCUGAGCCUCGAGUCCAUUGACGUAAACUUACAAGAUGACAACGGCCGCACAGCGAUAUUUUAUGCUGCGGAGGCAGGCGAUAUCUCCAUUGUGGAGUAUCUGUUUGCCUAUAGUCCUUCUCUUGGUGGCGAUAAUUCCGGACAGGCGCCUCUUUGGAUCGCAGCGGCGAACGGACAUUCCGCCGUGGUAACGCUCCUCCUUCACCUCGGAGCAAACCCAGAGCAACGAGACCAGCAAGGCCGAACGCCACUCUGGAUUGCCGCGCAUCAUCAGCACGAAGACGCUGUGAGAGCGCUACUUGACGCCAAGGCAAAUAUCGAAUCAAGAGAUAUAGACGGAAUCACCCCGUUAAUGGCUGCUGCACUUACCGAAUCAGCGACGGUGUUGCGUUUGUUGUUGGAAUCUGGAGCCGAUAUGAUUGCAAAGGCGAAGAAUGGCUAUAGCCCAUUCUCAUAUGCUAUCAGUUCAGGGAGCGUGCGCAACAUGUCCCUGUUCCUUGAAAAGGGUUAUCAUUUGGAAGACCGGAACAUUCUAGGCUGGACUGCAUUGCACACAGCGGUGGCAGAUGGGUCGCCAGAUACAAAAAUCAUAAAAUUCCUGCUUGACAAAGGAGCCUCUAUUGAGGCCAAGGACGGUCAGGGCAGGACACCACUGAUGGCGGCAGUGGAGCUAGACAAACCGUUGGCGGUCGUCAACUGUUUACUCGAGGCCGGAGCAUUGGUCAACGUCCGCAACGAACGUAGCCUCACGCCUCUGGAUAUCGCCGUAAUCACCAGGCGGGAGGGCGUUGUGGAAUCUUUGCUAAAGGCCGGCGCCGAUACAGAGUGUAAAGGCAAUGACGAAAUGACACCGUUGUUCCAAUCUGUAGUCAACGGUGAUGCAGCCGUCACGAAGUUGCUCCUUGACCACGGCGCGAACCCACACUACAAGCGCGACACCACUCCGCUGAAGAAGGCAAUCGAAGAAGAUCAUUACGAUAUCAUGAUGAUGUUGGUGAAAAAGGGCGCGUUUCUGGACAUGUGGGCCGAUUAUUCGCUCCCGUCAGUUGCCCGGCUUAUACAGGCUCAGUACGAUGAACUGCUACGGCUAUUGCUUCCUCAGUGUCGAAAUGUUGACUGCCUCGUGCCCAGUGCCAAAUAUCUGCUGGAAUUGGCGGAAGAAACGGAGAACGAGAGGGUAGUCAACGUUUUACUUGAUAAUGGCGUCAAGCCUGCUGCAAACGAUGCUUUUUGGAAGACUGCAAAAAUUGCCAAACUCGAUCAUAAAGCUCCAGCAAAGCAAUAA
Molecule: messenger RNA, 3996 nt
Organism: Uncinocarpus reesii 1704
Lineage: Eukaryota; Fungi; Ascomycota; Eurotiomycetes; Onygenales; Onygenaceae
Exons: 2
Coding region: 1-3996 (1331 amino acids)
Molecular function (GO): protein binding
Source: RefSeq, a predicted model, not a curated record